Messenger RNA from Andrographis paniculata, 679 nucleotides. RefSeq lists its product as uncharacterized. The transcript has a single exon. NCBI's taxonomy places the organism in Eukaryota, Viridiplantae, Streptophyta, Magnoliopsida, Lamiales, Acanthaceae. Bases 146 to 352 code for a protein of 68 amino acids. The record is from RefSeq and is a predicted model, not a curated record.
GGGAAAAUCAUAAGCAAAGUAAAAACACAUCAACCACCACUUUGCUCCACCAGCAAAUCUUCACUUUUUUUUUUUAUUUUUAAUUUUAUUUUAUAAUUAUUAUUUGGCAAUAUAAUCCAUAUUUAGGAAGUGAAAGCAAAGAAGAAUGGUGUGUUUCUGCUUCCUGGUCGACCAGACGAAGAAGGUGAGGCAGAGCAAGCCGGCGGCCGGAAUAUGCUCCCGGUGCGGCGGCGGGGCCAGCGUGGCCGACAUGAAAACAGCCACCAGGUUUUGCUACGUCCCUUUUUACUGGAAAACAUGGAGGGCCAUCGUCUGCACUUUCUGCGGCGCCAUUCUUAGGUCCUACCACUGAAUUAAGGAAGAAGAAGAAGAUGGAUAUUUAUAUAUGUAUAUAUAUUUCUUACAUGAAAUAUCUGCAGCAAGCUAAGGAAGGACAUUAACUCCCCAGAUCGAUGAUGAUGGUUAUGAUUAUGAUUGUUGUUUUUUUGCUAUUUUCUUGGGGUUAAUUAAUUAGUUAGCUAUGCUUAUGAAGAAGGUGAUUAAUUUUUAUUUUAUUUUAUUUGUUGAGAUUUUGGGAUGACAAAAGUUGGGUGGGAGCAACGUAACUGCUACUGACUUCAUUUAUUGAUCGAUUGAUGUGUAAAAUGGAGGAAUUAUUCAGAGACUAUUUAUUAUUGUC